AUGGCGGUGGGACCGGCCGGCGCCUCCACACUCCUGCUCUCCUCACAGCUGGGCGACAUUACCAAGUCCACUCACCUCCACGAAGAGCAACAUGUCUUCCUCCGCUCGGCCCAAUCGUUCUCGCUGCCGCGACUCCAACGGGCUUACAGAAAACAAUUGCUUCCGGGAGAAGAGACACCCCCUCGGCGCGCUCAACUUUUGCGCUACCUUUUCCAGCAGCAGGAUGGGAUGUACUAUCAUCAGGCCUGGGGGGAGGAGGGAAGCGAUCAGAGGAAGACGCCAUUCUUUAUCAAAAUGCAAAGUGGGAUAGGCACUGAAUCUGAAUCAGACAAAGAAGUAGUGGAUUCCACCAUCACGUCCAUAAAAGCCCUGUAUAAAUCAGAGGUCCCUAAGCUGGAGAUCCCACUGGCAGUGCAGAAUGUCAUCUCUAGAAUUGAGCACGCACAGCUUUGUCGAGCCAGAGAGGACAUUAAUAUGCAGCUGACUGACAUACUGUUCAAUGUGCAGCGAAUAAUCAAUUGCUACACUGUUGAUGAGAAUGUGCACUCCGGAAGGAAAAUCUCCCUUCCAGAACAUAAGAAAUGGAGAAUAAAUUUCCUGGAUAAAAUAGUUACUUAUGCUAAGAACAGUGAAAUUAGAGAAAAGACUCUUUUGCACAUCCUGGUCUGGUUGGAAGAAUGGAAUGCCAUUUUGUCUGAGAUGACUGCAAUUGAUAUUGAGGAACACCAUCACUGGAUAGCAAAAAUGGAGUUUUUACCAGAAAUGUACAAAGCUAUUGAGAGCAAUGUCAAGAUACUGAGUAGAAUUAGUGUAUCUUUAUUUGAAGAAAAGAAGAGACAAAAGAAAAAAAUGACAUCUAGAGGUACUCUAUGGAAAUCUUGGAAAGAAAGGGUUAUAAAGCGACCUGCAACAGCUCAUGCUUUAAGACCAGAUCAGAUGAUUAGUGAUGAAUUUGCAACAAAUACAAAGGUUUCAGAAAUCCAAGAUAUGCUACAGGAACUCAUAAACACUGCAAUGUUCAAUAAAUUGGAAAACAAUGCUAUUAAAUAUAUAUCAUCAACAAUAGUAAACCUUUCUAAAGCUUUGAAUACACUAAAUGAUGAAGUAAAAGUUUUUACCCUCCAAAGUGCUAAUAUGUAUAUAAAUGAGACAAGUGAAAAAGAAAAAGAGCUCUCUCUGAAAAUAAUACGAGAUCUCAGUGAACAAAAUGAAAUACUUCAGCAGAAACUUCAAGAUGCAGAAGAAAAAUAUGAACAAUUUAUUUGGUCCAAAGGUAUUGUAGAGCAACAACUACCUACAGCAUUACCCACAUCAACCUUGAAAGCGUUGCCUGAGCUUUCUCCACAAUCAUCCAUUGCCAUUAGCAAAACUGACAUAGAAGACAGUAUGGAAAAUAUUUUGGCUAAAGAAUUUGAAAACAUUAUAGACGAGGCCCAAACACAAGAGACCAAAGCCUUGGGGAUCCAGUGGGACUCAGCAUUUUCAUAUACAGCCCCAGCUGAAAUGACCCCAGAUUUAAUUGAACGACAAUACCCUUUAUCUGAAAAAAACCAAAAAGAGUCUUCUGAAGGUAUCACUGAAGAUAAGGUGUCACUGAAGAAAGAUGAUGACCAGUAUCAAUCACAGAAGAAAAAGCAAAUUAAAGGCUCAUCUAUGGAUGAGACCUCUGGAUCACAUCUUAGUGAUGAUAAAGGUAAACAGAAAGAGACCAAACUUGAUCAUGACUUGGAGCUACAGGCACUGGAAAAUAAUAGAAAAGAAAGGAAACCCUUUUCUGAAGCCAAACCAAAGUCAUUCGCAGAAUCAAAAAGUCGCUAUGUCCCUACUGACUACCCUUCUACUGACACAAAAAGACAAAGUGGCAAAAGUGGAACAGGUAGUAUGUGGGAAAGACUCAGGAAGGUCAAACCUGAGUAUUCACAUGACAAAAGCCAGAUUUCUUCAGAGAGUAAAGAAGAACCCACCACUGAGUCAAUGGACAAAGAGAGCAAAAGUGAGAUGAGUAGCCAAGCAGAGCAAUUCAAAUUGACUGAACUUGGUUAUUCCUCUGAGAAAAUGAAAACAAAAGGGAAGAAACGUCAGAUCUCUCCAAGAACCACCACAAGCAAAGAGGGAAAAACUGAGGAUAUCAUAGUCUUAGCCAAGAAAUUCAAGUCUCCUGAACUUGUUAAAUCACAAUCUAGGAUAGCAAAGGAGACUUCAGAAUCUACCAGAGUUCUAGAAAGCCCAGAUGGCAAAAGUGAAGAGAGUAAGCUAGAAGAAUUUCAAAAAGCUAUAAUGGCUUUCCUAAAUGAGAAAAUUGAUAACAUAGGAAAGCCUUUGGAUAAAAAGGCUGUGCCAAAAGAGGAGUUAUUAUUAAAAACAGCAGAGGUUGAAAAAUUAGAAAUCAUAAAGGCAAAAAUGGAGGAAUACUUCCAAACUGUGGCUGAAACUGUGGCAAAAAUCUUGAGAGAAUACAAAGACAUAAAAAAUGCAGGACAAGUUGGAGAGAAACCUAUGAAACGAAAAAAGGAAGUCUCAUUUAUGCCAGGAUUGCAUUUUCAGAAGCCAAUUAGUGCAAAGGCUGAAAUUAGCACCUUACUCUCAUCUAAGAGCAUGGACCCAUUAAUUGACAAUUUAAUACAAAUGAUCUUGACUGAAAUAGAAGGUGAAAGAGAUGCUCCAGUAGCCUCAACAGUAGGGAGAGACCACAAGGAAAAGGAAAAACAGAGGUGGGAUGAAUAUUUGCAAGAAGGUCAAGAAAAAGUAUUUGGUGAGGGUCUCAAACACCAUUUGCAAGAGGAAGGGAGUUUCUGGAAGAAGAGCCAUGAGCUGAUAAGUAAAAAAUUGGAGAAGGAAGAGUCAUGGCUCCAAAUGAAGGAGAGAAAGCAGAGGCAACAGAAGCAGAAAUGGUGGCAGGAAGAGGAAGCAUGGAAGGAACAACAAAAACAGACUGAACAAGAUGUCGAGCAAAUGCAAAGAAAAGAGAAAGGAUAUCAGAAGCCAAAACAGCAGCAGCUGGAGGCAUGGAAUCAAGAAAUGGAAGAACAAUUGGUACCCCUGGAGGAGGAGGAGGAGGAGCAGAUGAGGCCAGUUCAGAAGGGACUGAGACACCCGAAGCUAGAAAUAAAUAGGGAGAAAGAAGAGAAGCAGAAGCCAAGGAGAAACAUAGAAGACCAUGGAAGGCAGAAGCAGAAAAAGACAAAGGAUCAGAGGAAGAUCAAUGAGAAAAGUUCUGACACACUAGAAAAGAUGUUCAGACAAACUUCAGUGACGGUGUCUCCCAAAUGGAAGAGCAUACCGAAAGUAGCAUCCCAGUUACACCAAAGAAAAGUGUUCCAUGGACAUCUGAAGACAUUAGAAAAUUUUGCUGAUGGAAAGCACCCUAUACCAAUCACUCCUUCUCCAUCGACACAAUCGCCAUCACCUGGGGCCUUUCCAAUUUCUGGACAGUCUCCCACAAAGACCUUCACUCUAACUCCUCAACAGGCCCAGGAACUGGAGAUCACUAUCACCCCUCAAAAGACCAAAGAACUAGGCAUCACUGUGGCCCCAGAACAGGCCCAGGCACUGGGGAUCAGUCUUACCCCUGAGCAGGCCCAGGAAAUGAGCAUCACUGACACUCUUCAAAAGGCAUUGGGGAUCACUGUCACUCCUCACCAGGCUCAGGCACUUGGGAUCCCUCUCACUCCUGAGCAGGCCCAGGCACAGGGGAUCACUCUCACCCGUCAGCAGGCACAGGCCUUGGGAAUCACUCUCACCCCUGAGCAGGCCCAGGCACUCAGGACCACUGUCACUCCUCAGCAAGCCAAGGCACAAGGGAUCACUCUCACCCCUCAGCAGGAACAGGCACUGGGGAUCACUUUCAUACCUGAGCAGACCCAUGAACUGGGGUUCACCUUCACUGAUAAGCAGGCACAGGCACAUGGGAUCACUCUCACCCCCAAGCAGGCCCAGGAAUUGGGGAUCACCCUCACUUAUGAGCAGGCCCAGGCACUGGGGACCACUGUUAUUCCUCAGCAAUCUCAGUCACAGGGGAUCACGCUCACCCCCGAGCAGGCCCAGACACAGGGGAUCACUCUUACCCCUGAGCAGGCACAGGCAGGGGGGAUCACUCUAACAUCUCAGCAGGCCCAAGCACUGGGAAUCACUCUGAGCCCUGAACAGGCCCAGACCCAGGGGAUCACUCUCACCCUUGAGCAGGCCCAGGCACUGGGGAUCACUCUGACCCCUCAGCAGGCACAGGCAGGGGGGAUCACUCUCACCCCUCAGCAGGCCCAGGCCCAGGCAAUCACUCUGACCCCUCAGCAGGCCCAGGCACAGGGGAUCACUCUGACCCCUGAGCAGGCCCAGGCAGGGGGGAUCACUCUCACUCCUCAGCAGGCCCAGGCACAGGCGAUCACUCUGACCCCUGAGCAGGCCCAGGCAAAAGGGAUCACUCUCACCCCUGAAAAGGCCCAGGCACAAGGGGUCACUCUCACCCAUGAGCAGGCACAGGCACAAGGGAUCACUCUGACCCCUGAAAAGGCCCAGGCACAGGGGAUCACUCUCACCCCUCAGCAGGCACAGGCACUGGGGAUCACUCUGACCCCUCAGCGGGCACAGGCACUGGGGAUCACUCUCACCCCUCAGCAGGCCCAGGCACAAGGGAUCACUCUGACCCCUGAACAGGCCCAGGCACUGGGGAUCUCUCUCACCCCUGAGCAGACCCAGGCACAGGGGGUCACUAUGACCCCUGAGCAGACCCAGGCACAGGGGAUCACUCUCACCCCUGAAAAGGCCCAGGCACUGGGGAUCACUCUGACCCCUCAGCAGGCACAGGCAGGGGGGAUCACUCUCACCCCUCAGCAGGCCCAGGCACAGGGGGUCACUCUCACCCCUGAGCAGGCCCAGGCACAGGGGGUCACUAUGACCCUGGAGCACACCCAGGCACGGGGGAUCCCUUUCAUCCCUGAGCAGGCCCAGGCCCAGGCCCAGGCAAUCACUCUGACCCCUCAGCAGGUCCAAGCACUGGGGAUCACUCUGACCCCUCAGCAGGCCCAGGCACAGAGGAUCACUCUGACCCCUCAGCAGGCCCAGGCACAGGGGAUCUCUCUCACCACUGAGCAGGCCCAGGCACUGGGGAUCACUCUGACCCCUCAGCAGGCAGAGGCAUUGGGGAUCACUCUCACCCCUGAGCAGGCACAGGCACUGGGGAUCACUCUCACCCCUGAGCAGUUCAAGGCAUUGCUGGCCCAGAAAUUGGGCAUCCCUAUCACUCCAGAAAAUGCCUGGGUCCCAGCUGUCACUCUUACCCCUGAACAGACCCAGGCUUUGGGUGCCCCUCUCUCCUUAGAACAGGCUCAAGCAUUAGGUAUUUCUCUCUCUCCAGAACACUUCUGGGAAUCAGAUAAAUCAGACAAAUCCCAUGUCUUAGGAUUUCCCCUUACCCUUGAGCAAGUCCAGCCUUUGGGAGCUCCCUUCAUUCCAGGGCAAUCCCAUCCCAUGGGGGCUUCUGUCCUUCCUAGGCAAUCCCCAGCAUCUGCUGCUAUUGCUGAGAAAUCCUCUGCAUUGGAGGUCUCUCCUAUUCCUUUGCAGAUAUCACAGUCUCCUCUCUCCCAAGCCCCUGGUAAAUCACUAGGAGUGAGAAUUCGUUCUGAGCCUGGGAAACUCCUUGCACCACAGACUUUUCCUUCCUCUAAACAGACCCUGUUUUCUAAAGGUCAAUCCACCUCUGUUGAGUUUGUAGCACCAGAGGUCCCACUGACUCCUGAGAAAUUUCCCAUAGCUGAGACCCUGCCAACUUCAGGGCAGCCCCCUAUAUCUGGAGUCCCACUCACCUCUGCACAGAUUCCUGAUCUCUUGGCUCCUCUUUCUCCUAGGAAGCCCUUGGUUCCUGGAACCUCUUCCAUCCAUGGGGAGCUCCUGGAACCUAGACCCUUAAUACUCUCUGAGCAGCCCCAGGCAUUCCAGCCCGCUGCUACCUGUGAUCAAUCUCGCUAUCUACAAGCCCCUUCUCCCCUUGGGCAGCGUCAAGCUUCCCCACUGUGGAUCCCUCCCACCCCUGGGCAUCUUCCAACAUUAUGGACCUCUCCAACUCCUGGAAAGCCCCUGAAAGAUUUGUCCUCUUCUGUCUCCAAGAAAAGUAAGGAAAGAUUGGCAAUUAUUUCUUCUCUGAAACCUAAUUCAGCAUUUGUUCAUCCCAGUGCUACUGAUUUCAAGGUAACUCAAGCCCCUUUCACCACUAAGAAGUUCCGAAUAUCAGAGGCGUCUGACACUUUGGAAGAAAUCCCGAUAUGCCAUGAUCCUAUUGCCAUGGAACAAUUUAGAACAUUUCAGUCCUAUCUCACCAAUUACAGGACACCAGUAUCACAAACCCCUUACAUUCCGACUCUCAUGAAGCCUAUAACAUCACUACCCUCUCUUACAACUAAACUACCCAAAACAUCACAGAUCUCAUCUUCUGAAUGGGACCAGAAAUCCAAGUUCUCCCCUAUAGACAAGUCCUGGAUACUGACUUCAGUUUCAGGUACCAAGAAACCCAAGAUGCUGGUGCCCCCUUCCACUCCCCAAGAGCUCAAAGAGCAGAGAUAUUUUGUUGAUGUAGAGGCUCAGAGAAAGAACCUGAUACUCUUAAAUCAGGCCACAAAAGCUUCUGGACUUCCUUCACAACUACACACAACAGCUAGGAAUCUCAUAAUUGAGACACUUCAUACGGACACAGUUCGGCUGGGAUACUUAUUCCACAAGUACAUUGCUUACAGGCUGAUCCAGCGUGCAAGAAACAACCUAAUCAGGCGAUUACAAGUGAUCAAAAACACCGGGAAAGGUUAUGAAACCCGGAACCUCUACAUAAUGCUGAGCAGAAUUGAUGAGUACCAGAAAAAGGUGAUGCAGGUCUGGACCAACAAGCAGAAGUCUUUAGAGCAGAAACGGAAUCAGUGCCUGAGGAAAAUGAUAUUCCUAUUUAGCCAGCUUCAACAGACAUAUAGAUUGAAUCUUAGUCAACCUAUCCCUUGCAUCAUCGACAAAAAGCAGAUACCUGCCUCUACCAAAUCUGUUCAACAAUCAUUCCUAGAGCUGCUAAUAGAAGAAGACAGAAAGUCUGACACAUUGAAGAAAUUUCGACAAGAAGACCAAAUGGAAGCCAUCUGGAAUGCUGAUCUGUCGACUUCAAGCUACCCAGUAACAGAGAAGACAUCAAUACAUUCACUCUGGGCCCAGCUGGGUGGGUACCCAGAUAUUCCUAUGCUACUCCAGUUAGAUGUUCAAUCUACCUUCAGAAAAUCUCUUGGAUCCAUUAAAUCACACCUUGGUGAGGUGAAGCGACUUGAUGAACGUCAAGCGGUAGAAUCUGGAUUAAUUUAUAGCUCUUUCCACUACACCACGCCACCUCCUCUAAAUCACUCUCCCUGCACAAAACUUACCCCUGAAAGCACCAGGAACCUGGCUGGGGACUGGCCUACAGUUGAACCUAGGUCAAACCUCCCAGUCGCUCCGGAGUCAAACUGCGGUAACUCUGGAAAAGCAGCCACGCCUCCCAAGACGCCAACACAGCGCGCCGAGGAGCCACGCGAGCGGCCCAGAAGGCAGGGCACGCAGUCGGCGACGCGCACGCCCGCCCCGAGGCCGCACGGGAGACCGGCGGGCGUGCGCGCCCCCGCGGCAGUGGGCGGGGUGGGGCGGGGCUCGGAGCCGGACCGGGGCGGGGCCGCAGAAGCUGUAGGUGUUGCAGCUGGGUCGCGACAGGUGCGCAAGGCAGAGUGCCUGGGACCCGUAGCCCCGCUGGUAGCAGCACAGAGGAAAGACCGCCUUCAGCCAGGCCUUUUACUAGAAAUGCUGCUUCCAAGAAUUUAUGCCAUGGAUGCAUACUUCCAAGCCCAUCGCGUGACCAAUCACUAUGACAAAGAAGCGAGGCAAAGAAGAAAAUGGCGGCUCCAGUUUGGAGUGCUUGUUGAAACCUGUGGAGUGAGAGGUUCCCCGAAGGAAAGGAGGAGGGUGAAAGACGGUGGUGAUGUGGGGAUACAAAAAGGAUGCUCAUUGAUUCCACCUUGGCUGCUGAAGCUCUUUUGGAAACCACUAACCUAA
Molecule: messenger RNA, 8046 nt
Organism: Puma concolor (puma)
Lineage: Eukaryota; Metazoa; Chordata; Mammalia; Carnivora; Felidae
Source: RefSeq, a predicted model, not a curated record